Trichobilharzia szidati is the source of this 10034-nucleotide messenger RNA. The record is from the annotation of a GenBank genome assembly. Lineage: Eukaryota; Metazoa; Platyhelminthes; Trematoda; Strigeidida; Schistosomatidae.
AUGGUCAACGCUGAAUCGUCUACUUCACACAAUCAAAAUGUCUCAUCUUAUCCCUUUAGAAAUAAUAAUGUUAAUAUCUUAUCCAAUCUGGACAGUACACAUGGAUAUGUUGAUUUAAAGUGUAUAAAGGGGAAAAGUCUUCGAGAAAGAUUUCACGAAUUAUUACCGUCAUCCUCCACAUCAUCAUCAUCAUCUUCGGUUUCAAUCAAAUAUGAACUAGACAAUCGUAUUGAUCGUUUUAAAGAAGCUUGUCUACAGUUAAUUGGUAAAGAUUCAGUCAGUCUGAAAGAACUUGCCACGUCUGCUAUAUUCAUACUCCUUGGAGAUAUGGGUGAUCAAUUCGUAGAGUUGAUUAGUCGUAGUGUCUCUGUUGUCGAUAUACCACGUCAUUGUUCACUGAAACAAUUAAAGCCUAAAUUGCUAUGCAAAAUUGGAGCUUCUGGAGCUGUGAAUAUUGAUUUAGCAUGGAUUGAUGUAUGCAAAUGUCUAGGAUCACUGUUAGCCUAUCAUCCAUUUAAGACAGUUGAUCGAGAUCAAUUCAGUGAAUUAUUUCGUCAAUGUCGUGUUGUUUCACAGAAUGAAGAACUUAUUCUAAAACUUGUAAAUAAUAAUGUUAAUAGUAGUAGUAGUCAUAAGCAGAGAAAAGCAUUUCAUCGGAGUACAUCUAGUAAAAAGAAUUCUGCUGAAAAAAGGAAUGGAAGUGUAGAAAAACAGGAUGGCUGUAAUAAUGACCUUCAAGACGAGGAUGUGACUGAUCCAUUCAGGCGACUUCUUCUAGCUCCUCUAAUUGAACAAAAUAAAAAGAAAUCUACCAGCCAACCCGCAGCUGCUUCUUCUUCGUCUACCUCACUACAGUCAACCAGUCUUUCUACAUUAACAAACAAGUUAUCUCAUAAAGCUAGACAAUUAGACAUAUCCGAUGAACAAUUUAUUCAAAUGAUCUUUGAUAUUUUAGCCUCUUCUAAGUCAAAUGAUGAAGUACAAGAAGAGUUAUUCGAAUUAAUUGGAUUGGAUUGUGUGGAUAUUGUCUUCGAUCUGGUAAAUCGGCGGGAUGAAUGGAUAAAUGUUUAUUUUCCAAGCGAUGAUCAGAAAUCUGCUGAAGAAGUUAACUGUACUGAUCAGAAUGAAGUUAAAAAUGAUAAAGGAUCAAAUGCAGCACUAAUUGAACGAUUGUUAACUGAUCCAAUCAGUGCGUCAAAUAGUAUACAGGCUAGAAUUGAAGUGAAUGCCAACCAGACAAUGGAACGUUUGCGUAAAGCUUUAGCUAAUCGUUCUACUUCUUCACAGUUAAAUACUAUGCCGUAUGUUUUUGAUGCAUCAGCUGAACUGCGUAAAACAGUCAACAUUGGAGAUACUUCAAAGCUUUUAUUGCCGGAGAAUGUAAAGUAUCAACAGUCGACAAUCUGUGAUCAAGUUGAUUUCCCGUUAUCUUCUAAACCACCAGAAGAUUUACUCAAUGUAGAACGUGUGAAAAUUAAGUCAUUAGACGAAGUUGGUCAGAUGGUAUUUCAAGGCAUAAAAGAAUUGAAUUUAAUCCAAUCUGUGGUCUAUCCAACUGCCUAUCAUACAUCAGAGAAUCUUCUGGUCUCAGCACCAACUGGUGCCGGCAAAACAAAUGUUGCUUUACUGACAGUUGUUCAUCUUCUACGUUCACAUAUGAAAGGUGAUAAUGUAUUAGAUUUAAAAGCUUUUAAAAUUGUAUAUUUGGCACCAAUGAAAGCACUUGCAGCUGAAAUGGCUGAUACCUUUUCAAAACGUCUUAGUCCUUUAGGUGUACGUGUUAGAGAGUGUACUGGUGAUAUACAGCUGAGUAAACAAGAAAUACUUGAGACACAGAUGCUUGUUAGUACACCAGAGAAAUGGGAUGUUAUCUCUCGUAAAGGGACUGGUGAUGCUACUCUAGUGAAAUUAGUUAAACUGCUUAUCAUCGAUGAAGUUCAUUUGUUACAUGAAGAUCGUGGUGCUGUUAUUGAAGCUUUGGUGGCAAGAACAUUACGUCAAGUUGAAAGUUCACAAACAAUGAUACGGCUAGUUGGUCUAUCCGCCACACUACCAAACUAUAUAGAUGUUGCUCGUUUCCUUUGUGUUAAUUUACAACGUGGUUUAUUCUACUUUGAUUCACGAUUUCGACCAGUUCCCCUUGGAAUGUCAUUUAUUGGUAUACGUGGAGCUAAUCGUAAAGUACAAGAUGUGAAUAUGAGUUCAGUGUGUUAUGAUAAGGUUUUAGAACAAGUGAAAAAAGGUGAACAGGUAAUGGUGUUUGUUCAUGCUCGUGGUGAUACAUUUAGAACAGCUCGGGGAUUACGUACAUCAGCACAACAACUUGGUCAUAUGAUGUAUUUUCGUAAUGAAGAUAAUUUUGCAGUGAAAACGUGUUUAAAAAAGAUACAAAAAUCGUCGGAUUCAGCUAUUAAAGAUCUAGUUCCAGAUGGUUUCGCCUGUCAUCAUGCUGGUAUGCUACGUGUUGAUCGUAGUCUUGUCGAAAAGUUAUUUGCUGAUGGGUAUAUACGCGUAUUAGUGUGUACCGCGACCCUGGCUUGGGGAGUGAAUCUCCCAGCACAUGCUGUCAUUAUCAAAGGUACACGUGUAUAUAAGGCAGAGAAAUCAGAUUUUGUCAAUUUAGAUGUAUUGGAUGUACUACAGAUAUUUGGUCGUGCUGGUCGACCACAGUUUGACACAUAUGGUCAAGCAACACUGAUAACUACUCAAGAUUCUUUAGUGCAUUAUUUACGUUUAAUAACCAAUCAAGGACCAAUUGAAAGUACUUUACUAGCUAACCUACAUGAUCAUUUGAAUGCAGAGAUUGCUUUAGGUACUGUCUCAAAUAUUGAUGAAGCUGUCACUUGGUUGAGUUAUACCUACCUAUUUAUUCGUUUAAGACAGAAUCCUCUUCAAUAUGGUUUAACUACAGCUAUACUCGAACGUGAUCCAGAUCUAGUUGAAUUUUUAGGCCGUGUUAUCCGCACUUGUGCUACUGACUUGGAUUCAGCUGAAAUGAUCCGAUAUGAACCAGCUACCGGGCAGUUGGCUUCAACAGAUCGUGGACGUACAGCUAGUUUAUAUUAUAUACGUUAUGCAACUGCUGCAAUGGUGAAAGAUGCCUUAGAGCCGACAAUGAUGAUUCCACAGAUAUUUAGUAUGCUUAGUGAAGCAGCGGAAUUUGCAUCAAUGAAGGCUGACAGUAUUAGAAAUAAUAAUGUUAAUAUCUUAUCCAACCUGGACAGUACACAUGGAUAUGUUGAUUUAAAGUGUAUAAAGGGGAAAAGUCUUCGAGAAAGAUUUCACGAAUUAUUACCGUCAUCAUCAUCCUCAUCCUCCACAUCAUCAUCAUCAUCUUCGGUUUCAAUCAAAUAUGAACUAGACAAUCGUAUUGAUCGUUUUAAAGAAGCUUGUCUACAGUUAAUUGGUAAAGAUUCAGUCAGUCUGAAAGAACUUGCCACGUCUGCUAUAUUCAUACUCCUUGGAGAUAUGGGUGAUCAAUUCGUAGAGUUGAUUAGUCGUAGUGUCUCUGUUGUCGAUAUACCACGUCAUUGUUCACUGAAACAAUUAAAGCCUAAAUUGCUAGGCAAAAUUGGAGCUUCUGGAGCUGUGAAUAUUGAUUUAGCAUGGAUUGAUGUAUGCAAAUGUCUAGGAUCACUGUUAGCCUAUCAUCCAUUUAAGACAGUCGAUCGAGAUCAGUUCAGUGAAUUGUUUCGUCAAUGUCGUGUUGUUUCACAGAAUGAAGAACUUAUUCUAAAACUUGUAAAUAAUAAUGUUAAUAGUAGUAGUAGUAGUAGUCAUAAGCAGAGAAAAGCAUUUCAUCGGAGUACAUCUAGCAAAAAGAAUUCUGUUGAAAAAAGGAAUGGUAGUUUGGAAAAACACGAUGGCUGUAAUAACGACCUUCAAGAAGACGAGGAUGUGACUGAUCCAUUCAGGCGACUUCUUCUAGCUCCUCUAAUUGAACAAAAUAAGAAGAAAUCUACCAGCCAACCUGCAGCUGCUUCUUCUUCGUCUACCUCACUACAGUCAACCAGUCUUUCUACAUUAACGAACAAGUUAUCUCAUAAAGCUAAACAAUUAGACAUAUCAGAUGAACAAUUUAUCCAAAUGAUCUUUGAUAUUUUAGCCUCUUCUAAGUCAAAUGAUGAAGUACAAGAAGAGUUAUUCGAAUUAAUCGGAUUGGAUUGUGUGGAUAUUGUCUUCGAUCUGGUAAAUCGACGGGAUGAAUGGAUAAAUGUUUAUUUUCCAAGCGAUGAUCAGAAAUCUGCCGAAGAAGUUAACUGUACUGAUCAGAAUGAAGUUAAAAAUGAUAAAGGAUCAAACGCAGCACUAAUUGACCGAUUGUUAACUGAUCCAAUCAGUGCAUCAAAUAGUAUACAGGCUAGAAUUGAAGCGAAUGCCAGCCAGACAAUGGAACGUUUACGUAAAGCUUUAGCUAAUCGUUCUACUUCUUCACAGUUGAAUACUAUGCCGUAUGUUUUUGAUGCAUCAGCUGAACUGCGUAAAACAGUCAACAUUGGAGACACUUCAAAGCUUUUAUUGCCGGAGAAUGUAAAGUAUCAACAGUCGACAAUCUGUGAUCAAGUUGAUUUCCCGUUAUCUUCUAAACCACCAGAAGAUUUAAUCAAUGUAGAACGUGUGAAAAUUAAGUCAUUAGAUGAAGUUGGUCAGAUGGUAUUUCAAGGCAUAAAAGAAUUGAAUUUAAUCCAAUCUGUGGUCUAUCCAACUGCCUAUCAUACAUCAGAGAAUCUUCUGGUCUCAGCACCAACUGGUGCCGGCAAAACAAAUGUUGCCUUACUGACAAUUGUUCAUCUUCUACGUUCACAUAUGAAAGGUGAUAAUGUAUUAGAUUUAAAAGCUUUUAAAAUUGUAUAUUUAGCACCAAUGAAAGCGCUGGCAGCUGAAAUGGCUGAUACCUUUUCAAAACGUCUCAGUCCUUUAGGUGUACGUGUUAGAGAGUGUACUGGUGAUAUACAGCUGAGUAAACAAGAAAUACUUGAGACACAGAUGCUUGUUAGUACACCAGAGAAAUGGGAUGUUAUCUCUCGUAAAGGGACUGGUGAUGCUACUCUAGUGAAAUUAGUUAAACUGCUUAUCAUCGAUGAAGUUCAUUUGUUACAUGAAGAUCGUGGUGCUGUUAUUGAAGCUUUAGUGGCAAGAACAUUACGUCAAGUUGAAAGUUCACAAACAAUGAUACGGCUAGUUGGUCUAUCCGCCACACUACCAAACUAUAUAGAUGUUGCUCGUUUCCUUUGUGUUAACUUACAACGUGGUUUAUUCUACUUCGAUUCACGAUUUCGACCAGUUCCCCUUGGAAUGUCAUUUAUUGGUAUACGUGGAGCUAAUCGUAAAGUACAAGAUGUGAAUAUGAGUUCAGUGUGUUAUGAUAAGGUUUUAGAACAAGUGAAAAAAGGGGAACAGGUAAUGGUGUUUGUUCAUGCUCGUGGUGAUACUUUUAGAACAGCUCGGGGAUUACGCACAUCAGCACAACAACUUGGUCAUAUGAUGUAUUUUCGUAAUGAAGAUAAUUAUGCAGUGAAAAUGUGUUUAAAAAAGAUACAAAAAUCCUCGGAUUCAGCUAUUAAAGAUCUAGUUCCAGAUGGUUUUGCCUGUCAUCAUGCUGGUAUGCUACGUGUUGAUCGUAGUCUUGUCGAAAAGUUAUUUGCUGAUGGGUAUAUACGCGUAUUAGUGUGUACCGCGACGCUGGCUUGGGGAGUGAAUCUCCCAGCGCAUGCUGUUAUUAUCAAAGGUACACGUGUAUAUAAAGCAGAGAAAUCAGAUUUUGUCAAUUUAGAUGUAUUGGAUGUACUACAGAUAUUUGGUCGUGCCGGUCGACCACAGUUUGACACAUAUGGUCAAGCAACACUGAUCACUACUCAAGAUUCUUUAGUGCAUUAUUUACGCUUGAUAACAAAUCAAGGACCAAUUGAAAGUACUUUACUAGCUAACCUACAUGAUCAUUUGAAUGCAGAGAUUGCUUUAGGUACUGUCUCAAAUAUUGAUGAAGCUGUCACUUGGUUGAGUUAUACCUACUUAUUUAUUCGUUUAAGACAGAAUCCUCUUCAAUAUGGAUUAACUACAGCUAUACUCGAACGUGAUCCAGAUCUGGUCGAAUUUUUAGGCCGUGUUAUCCGAACUUGUGCUACUGACUUAGAUUCAGCUGAAAUGAUCCGUUAUGAACCAGCUACCGGUCAAUUGGCUUCAACAGAUCGUGGACGUACAGCUAGUUUAUACUAUAUACGUUAUGCAACUGCUGCAAUGGUGAAAGAUGCUUUAGAGCCGACAAUGAUGAUUCCACAGAUAUUUACUAUGCUUAGUGAAGCAGCGGAAUUUGCAUCAAUGAAGGUUCGUGAAGAAGAAGGCACAGAACUUGUUGAUAUCAAAAAUAGCGUCUGUCAUCUGCCUAUACAACAGGCUGGUACAGUUGAUACAGAUGUUGUGGCUAAAGUCAAUGUCCUAUUACAAGGUUAUAUUAGUCGACAUAUGCCUAGUUGUCAUUCCCUGAUGUCUGAUAUGAAUUUUGUUCAACAAAAUGCUGGUCGACUAGUUCGAUAUCUAUUUGAAAUUUCAUUACGUCAAGGUUGGUCACAAUGUGCUAGUAUUACACUGACACUAGCUAAAAUGUUUGAACAACGACUAUGGGAUGGACAAAGUCCAUUAUGGCAAUUUGUAGAAAAUGGGAAACAAAGAUUAAUUCAACGUGUUGAAGAACUUCACCUAUCAAUUGAUCGAAUACGUGAAAUUGAUGUCAAUGAAUUAGCUUUCUUAUUUCACUAUCAAGGGAAAGAAGGUGCACGAGAGAUCAGCCGAUUAGCUUCAUAUUUGCCUAGAAUUCAAUUAGAUGUUGAAUCACAACCGAUUACACGGACAAUACUUCGUGUAAAAUUAACUCUUCAACCUGAUUUCACAUGGUCGAAUCAUAUACACGGUUUACAACAAUCCUAUUGGGUAUGGAUUGAAGAUCCUGAUCAAGGUGUAAUAUUUCAUUCAGAAUAUUGGACAUUGAAUAAACGUAUGUACAGUACAAAAACACCUCAAGUAUUAAAUUUUACUAUUCCAUUGUAUGAACCUUAUCCAAAUCAAUAUUUUGUACGUGUUCUCAGUGAUUGUUGGCUUGGUGCUGAUUCUACAUGUCCAGUGUCAUUUAAACGUCUUAUUCUGCCUAGCAGUGAUCCACCACAUACAGAUCUCCUUCGAUUACAGCCUUUGCCUAUUACAGCAUUGAAAAAUUCCAAUUAUGAAUUAUUAUACAAUUUUACUCACUUUAAUCCAAUUCAAACCCAGCUAUUUCAUACACUGUAUCAUCAGAAUGUUAAUGUGCUGUUGGGUGCACCAACAGGAUCUGGGAAAACUGUGGCUGCAGAACUAGCUAUCUUUCGUGUUUUCAAUGAAUCACCUAAACAGAAGUGUGUAUAUAUCGCUCCAUUGAAAGCACUUGUACGUGAACGUAUUGAAGAUUGGAAUAUUCGAAUUGGUCAAAAGUUGAAGAAACGGGUUGUUGAAUUAACUGGUGAUGUAACACCUGACAUCCAGCAUCUAUUACGUUCUGAUUUAAUUGUUACUACACCAGAGAAAUGGGAUGGUAUAUCACGUUCAUGGCAGCAUAGAUCAUAUGUUCGUCAAGUCGCUUUAAUUGUUAUCGAUGAAAUUCACUUACUUGGUGAAGAACGUGGUCCUGUUCUUGAAGUUCUUGUUUCACGAGCUAAUUACAUCGCAAAUCAACUCGGCCAGUCUGUUCGAAUAAUUGGUUUAUCCACUGCUUUAGCUAAUGCCCCCGAUCUGGCGGCUUGGUUGCAUGUACCAUCUACAAUGACGUCUAUCUCAGAAGUAGCCUCUAUAUCAGGUGUAAGCUAUGGUUUGACAGGUAGAGGUUUAUUCAACUUUCGACCGUCAGUUAGACCAGUCCCGCUGGAAGUUCAUAUUCAAGGCUAUCCUGGGAGACAUUAUUGUCCACGUAUGGCUACAAUGAAUCGACCGAUAUAUCAAGCUAUUCGCAGUCAUUCACCGACAAAACCUGUACUAAUAUUUGUAUCAAGUCGUCGUCAGACUAGACUAACUGCAUUAGAUUUAGUUAGCUUUGUUGCAGCCUCUGAAGAUUCUAAAUGUUGGCUACACAUGAAACCAGAAGAGAUGGAAUUAAUUUGUGAAAAUAUACAAGAAGCAAAUCUCCGAUUAACUUUAUCCUUUGGCAUUGGAUUACAUCAUGCUGGUCUACAGAAUAAAGAUCGUUCAUUAGUUGAAGAAUUAUUUGCAAAUCAAAAAAUUCAAAUUUUAAUCGCCACUUCCACAUUAGCUUGGGGUGUAAAUUUUCCAGCGCAUUUAGUUAUUGUCAAAGGUACUGAAUAUUAUGAUGGCAAAACAAAGACCUAUGUAGAUUAUCCAAUAACUGAUGUCCUUCAGAUGAUGGGACGUGCUGGACGUCCACAAUUCGACGAUCAAGGCAAGGCUGUAAUUAUGGUACAGAAUUCAAAGAAAACCUUUUAUAAAAGAUUUCUGUAUGAACCAUUCCCUGUUGAAAGCUACUUAAUUCAUGUGCUACCGGAUCAUUUAAAUGCUGAAAUUGUAGCCGGUACAAUAACAACUAUGCAAGAAGCAUUGGAUUAUUUAACAUGGACAUUCUUUUUUCGACGUCUCUAUUCAAAUCCAUGUUAUUAUGGUUUAGAGGAUUGUGAACCGCAAUCAGUGAAUACCUUUCUAUCAGGUAUUAUUACAUCAGCAUGUCAACAACUGGCUGAAUCUUCAUGUUUACAUAAAGAUGCAAUUUGUGAACAAAUGUUAGUAUCAACACCACUUGGUCGAUUAGCUUCUUAUUACUAUCUGUCACAUUUAACUAUGAAAUUAUUUACAAGUACAAUUCGACCAACAUCAGAUGUACAUGAACUACUGAAAAUAUUAUCAAAUGCUCAUGAAUACUAUUUAUUACCUGUUCGACAUAAUGAAGAUGAAAUGAAUAAACUACUGGCGAAUCAAUUGCCACUACCAGCUAUCGGUCCAAUGGAUUCACCGCAUACAAAAACCCAUUUGCUAUUUCAAGCACAUUUUUCACGUAUUGAAGAGUUACCAAUUGUUGACUAUAAAACAGAUACACGUUCUGUACUAGAUCAAGCGAUAAGAAUAUUACAAGCUAUGUUAGAUGUUAGCGCUGAAUGUGGAUGGCUUCGUACUUGUUUAAAUUGUAUCCUAUUAAUGCAAAUGAUUACACAAGGAUUAUGGGUUGAAGAAUAUGGUAGCAGUCUUUUACAAUUACCGAGAAUAACACGUGAACAUUUAGAUUAUUUCAGAGGAAAUCAUAACACAAAUAUAAAUUCGCUACCUGAACUUAUUGACUAUGUUGCAUCAUCACCUAAUCGAUUAGAUUCUAUGCUACGAGGUCAAUUAGAACCAAGUACCAUUAAUCUUGUCAAACAAGCAGUGAAACGUUUUCCUCUGAUUGACAUUCACUCAUGUUUAAUUGGUCCAAAUCCAUCCUUAUCACCUCUACAGUCAACAGUUAGAGAAUUUAUCAUAAAUAAUAAAACUGGUCAAAGUUCAAAUUGUUUAACAGUAUACUCUGAUAUAGAAUAUGUUCUGCGUAUUGAAUUACUACGUUCAUCGCUUGAUAAUGAAUAUUAUGGAAAUAAACCAGUAAUUACAGCCUCCUUAAUCAAAUCCAAAACAUACGAAGGUUGGUUCCUCCUGUUGGGGAAUUGUGAAGUCAACAUCAACACUGGUGGAGAGCUGCUAGUUCUUAAACGUGUACCACCGAAAUCAGUUGUAAUUCACAAAAAGGACUAUACAUCAAAACAGCGCCUGUUCAAAAAUAACAAAGGAAAACAUUUUAUCAAUCUAAUGGUAAAAUUCCCGCCACCAAUAACACUAGCACCAUCAAUAAACAGUAAUGAUGUUGAUGGCAUCAAUCCUCCCAUGGAAUGUAGACAACGUUAUCAACUCACUCUAUUCUUAAUGUCGGAUACUUAUUUGGGAUUAGAUCAACAGAUUGACUUACUAUUUGAUGUGAUUCGUAAACCACCACCUGAGAAUGACAAAGAUGCCGACUUUGUUGGUGAUGAUGAUGA